GACGAAAGGAAGUCAACGAUAGAUGUCAGUGCCAAAUGAGGGAGUAUAUUUGUCUAAAUAGACUCCUUAGUCAAAUGCCAUGACCUCUCCUGGUUAGUGACGGAUUCGGUUCGCAGGUUUAACUGUCCAUUGGAUUGGAAACGGAAACAGAGACAAGAUGGAUCGGAAACGGAAAGCUGAUGAUCCGUGUGAUGUCACAGUGCCAAAAAAGGCAAACUCAGGCGAUGUCACUGAAGAAUGUUUGUCAUCAGUUGAUGAAGUGUUACCAACACCACAGGGAUCCAGCCAAUCCACCUCACACGAUGCUAUGAACUUGCCAACGAUUUCUCUGAAUUUCAAAGGUAUGGAAGGAGGAACAGCCACCAACUGUAACAUUGCAAGUUUCAUGAAGGUGAAUUAUGCAGCAGCUGAAUGUUCACUUCUUCAACAUCUUAUUGUGGAGACCAGCCUGAAGAUCAGAUCAAGAGAUUCCACAAAACAUGUUCCAACCUACACGGAGAGGGCUGCCUACAGACAUCUGAAGGCGUGUGGCAGUGUCAUCAUCAGGGGGAGGUCAGGGUCAGGGAAGUCACAUCUGGGGUAUACCUUGUUAGAAAGGAUUGCAAAAUCAUGUUCAAGGAUACCGGUGAAGGUAUCGUUACCAAAUGAGUGGAAUUACAUACACAAAUCAAGUACUUCUGAUGCUAAAAAGUUUGUUGUUCUGGUUGAUGACAUUUUUGGGAGAACUAAUUUGAUCCAAUCAAGUCUUGAAGAGUGGAGGAAAAAGUUUGAUGUUGUGUGGCCACUUGUGGAGUCUGGACAGAUAUGGUUAGUGAUUACGUCACGGCCAGAAAUCAUUACUCAAGGUGAACCAGAAAUAUUUGGAUAUGAAGUAAUAAAUAGGUCAAAAGAGAUCAUUCUUGAUGAAGGAGUGUAUCGUCUCCGGGAGGUAGAAAAACUUAAGUUCCUUGACAAGUUGUGUGGAACAUAUGUUAGAAAGGAAGACAUGAAAGAAAUAGCCAAUAUGGACACUGCUUUAGGAUUCCCACAAUGCUGUACAUUUUUUGCAACAAAUGAGGAGGCAAGAUCUAAAGGAGUGGAAUUUUUCAAGAAACCUUUUGAAUUUAUCAAAUAUCUGAUUGACUGUGUUAAGGAUAAUGAGGACUGGCCUGAAGUAUAUUUUGUAUUGCUGUUGGUUUUCAUGAAUGAAGGACUUCUUUCUAUGAAAGAGCUCAUGUCAUCUGAGCAUGAGGGCAAAUUCGAAAGGCAGUUUAAAAUUAUAACGUCCUUUUGUAGAUUGAAGAAAACUUGUCCUUCGAAGGCUGACAUUAAAUGUGUGGCAAAAUCUCUUUGUGGGGUGUAUCUUUUAGAAUCUGCCAGAUGUUUCCAAUUCUCACACCGAUCAAUAUAUGAUGUCUUGUUUGUAGCCCUGUGUGAAGAUAGUCCUGAUGUAGCAAUCAGAAUGAGCACACCAGUCAUGCUGCUUGAAUUUGUCCGAACAAGUGCACAGAAACAGGAGAAAUGCAAGAAAGGAAAUAUUGUUUUUCUGGAGGAACAAGAUUAUCCAAUUUUGGCUGAUAAACUAAGGAAAUAUCUGUCAAAUGAGAAGGAUCGUUACAUUGUACUGUUUCACCCAGCUUUACAAGACACAGAGUUUUUACAUGUGAUAUUUCGGGAAUGGAACGCAGAUGACAUAUACCAACUGUCCAGGCACAAGGGAGAGAAAGUCGUCAAAAACAUUGCUAUACCUCUGAAUGAAAAACUUUGUAUGCCCAAAAUUGUAAAUAUUCUUGAGUAUGGCUUGUUUCUUUCCCAUGUUAUCAUGAAUCACAGGAAGGAUUUUGCUUUAAUGAUGAUCCAGUCACUCUGUGGACAUGAAUCAUAUGCAAGCCAGCCUAUUUUCAAAGAAGCCUUGCUUUGUGCAGUGUUUACUUGUCAGAAUGACUUGGUGAAUACCCUCCUUUCAAAUGGAGCUAAACCAAACAAGUUGUGUUUUCGAGCACUUUGUAACUCACCAAGAAUAGAUCCAAAUACCUCAUCCACUAUUACUCAUCAGAUAGAAUGCAAUGCAACUGACCUGAAACUGCUGUUAGUUCUUGCAAUUAGUUGCUGUAAUAAAACAGUGAUCCAGGUUUUAGUUAAAAGACUCACUGCUCAAAGUGAAGACCACAAACAGUUUUACAGCCAUUGCUUAGAGAUGUUGCUAAAAAUCAAUGGUAAUGGAUACAUUACUGCAAUGAUGACAAAUGCUGGAAGUGAUAUACUUGAAGUGAUGAUGCUUCUUGAAGAAGGAGGUGGAAAGCUGGAUUCCAAACAAAUUAGCCUUGCAUCUAGUCAGAAAGACUCGUCUGUGUUAGGGAAACUGUUGCUCAGAUCAUGUGAUGAUAUACAUGUGACUGAUGAAUUUGGUCGGACACCGUUACAUUUGGCUUGCAUGUAUGGUGGUGCUGAUGGUGUUAAAUUACUGUUGAAACAUGGGGCUGAGUUGACUUUGGACCAAGAAGGGGCAACUCCAUUUCAUUCUGCAUUGAAAUCAUCUAUUGACCAGAAGGAAAAGCUGAAGCUAUUGCUAGAUAAGAAUUCAACUAAUGAUGACAAUUUUAUCAACUUGACUGAUAACAUGAAGUGCACAGCUCUCCAUUAUGCUGCUCAACUUUCAGAUUCAGGUUGUGUGAAAAUGUUGGUAGAGGCCCAUGCUGACAUCAAUGUUCUGGAUGUCAGCAAACAGUCUUCUCUGUUUUAUGCUUCAAAAGCAGGUAUUCCAGACUCAGUAGACAUUCUUUGUAAGAGCAAUGCCAUAAUAAGCAAAGACAUACAUGGUUUAGAACCAGUACAUUAUGCUGCUUAUGGCUGUGACCUUGAUGUUUUGGAAAUAUUCAUUCAAAAUGAUUGUAACACAUCAGUUUUGGACCACAAAGGGAGGACACUAUUACACUAUACAGUAACAAAUCUCCUCCAAGGGCAAACUGGUAUUGAGAGCAGAUUGGUGAAAAGGCGAUCUGUGAAUAGCAACAACAUGUUUCAGUGCAUACGCGAACUUAUUGCGACUGGUCUGAAUGUUAACAUUGUUGACAAAAAUGGUAGAUCCUGUGUCCUCGAUUCUACAGUAUGGCAGGGACUUGAUGUUGUCAGAUUGUUAUGUGAAAAUGGAGCAGAUAUCAACUGGAAAGACAAAUCUGACAGGUCGAUCAUUACAGAGUCUGCCGUGUCAAAAUUUGACAGUGCUGAAAAGAUUCAGUAUCUCAUGGGUAGCAAUUGUUUUAGAAAUAUUGAUGAUGAGAAACAGAAUGCUCUAUACAGUGCUGUUUUGAAGGAAGAUGAGGAAGCAUUUGAAGUUUUAGUUGACAAUGGCAUCACUAUUGAUCAAAGAAGACAUGAUGGGGCCACUUUACUACAUGAUGCAGCAAGGCAGGGACAUCAGCACUUGGUUUCUCGACUCAUGAAAAGGGGAGCGAGUGUUAUAAGCCAAGAUGACAAUGGGGACACACCACUGCAUUUGUAUUUAAUGAAUGAUUUCCAUGAUGAUCAGCUGGUAGAAGACAUGAUUAAUUCUGACAAAAGCAUUGUGAGAAUAUCAAAUAAAAAGAAUCAGAGUUUAUUGCAUUUAGCGAUAGCACUUAACUGUAUUAAGUGUAUAUCUGGAAAGAAAGGACCAGAAGCAAAGGCUGCUUUGAAGCAUGGUUCUGAACAAGCCUCUCUUCAUCUUGCUCAGGGAACAUCACACAGAUGUUCAACUACACAAAGGUUAAUCCGUCAUGGAGUCAGUGUAAAUAUGCAAGAUUACAAUGGUAACACAGCAUUGUCGCUUGCAGUGAUGCAUGGAUGUAAGACUUGUGUCAACAUGCUGUGUGAUAAUAAUGCGGAUCCUAAAGUUGUAAAUAAGGAUGGCUACUCAGCUUUACACAUUUCACUGAACUAUCCAGGUGUUGCGCAUAACCACCAAGUGGCUAAAAUCAUGUGUGCACAAACAGAUAUUCAAGAUAAAACUGAGAGGAAUGAAACAUCCCUACACCUGGCAGUCUCUCAGCAGUGCUUUAAUUGUGUGACAUUCCUUCUUGAAAAUGGUUUAAUGAGUCAUAUGAACCAUCAAGACAGAGUGGGUGAUACAGCUCUACAUGUUGCUCUCCGAGAUGAUACACUACACUCCUAUACUCCUUUGGUGGAAGGUACUAGUUAUGGACAACAUGGAGACCACGGUCAUGUAGUAUUACAGGCACUGAUUGAGAAGGGAGCAGACGCAUGUAUAAAAAACAAACAAGAUAAAACACCUCUCCACUGUGCAGCAAGGCAACAUUGUAUAGUGUGUGUUAAGCUGUUGUUUCCAAUGUCAGAUGUGAAUGCCCAAUGUAGUAAUGGUAAUACAGCUUUACACUGGAGCUUGUUGUCUCAUAUAGACCACAGUCAUGAAGUAAUACAAACACUGGUUGAGAAGGGAGCUGAUAUAAGGCUAAAGAACAAGGAGGGUGAAACACCUCUCCACUGUGCAGCAUGGCAACAGUGUAUAGAGUGUGUUAAGCUGUUUCUUCCAGUGUCAGAUGUAAAUGCCCAGGAUAGUGAUGGUAAUACAGCUUUACACUGUAGCUUGUUGUCUGAUAAACCCCACACUCAUGAAAUAAUACAAACACUGGUUGAGAAGGGAGCUGAUGUAGGAAUCAAGAACAAGAAGGAUCAAACACCUCUCCACUGUGCAGCAUUGAAACAGUGUAUAGAGUGUGUUAAGCUGUUUCUUCCAGUGUCGGAUGUAAAUGCCCAGGAUAGUGAUGGUGAUACAGCUUUACACAUUCUUGUCUUGUCUGAUGAAGACCACACUCAUGAAUUAAUACAAACACUGGUUGAGAAGGGAGCUGAUGUAGGAAUCAAGAACAAGAAGGAUCAAACACCUCUCCACUGUGCAGCAUUGAAACAGUGUAUAGAGUGUGUUAAGCUGUUUCUUCCAGUGUCGGAUGUAAAUGCCCAGGAUAGUGAUGGUAAUACAGCUUUACACUGUAGUUUGUUGUCUGAUAAGCCCCACUCUCACGAAAUAGUACAAGCACUGAUUGAGAAGGGAGCUGAUGUAACACUCAGGAACAAGAUGGAUCAAAAACCUCUCCACUGCACAGCAGUGAAACAGUGUCUAGAGUGUGUUGAACUGUUUCUUCCAGUGUUUGAUGUAAAUGCCCAGGAUAGUGAUGGUAAUACAGCUUUACUCUUUUGUUUGUUGUCUGAUGAAGACCACUGUCAUGAAGUAGUACAAGCACUGAUUGAGGAGGGAGCUGAUGUAGGAAUCAAGAACAAGAAGCAUCAAACACUUCUCCACUGUGCAGCACGGAAACAGUGUCUGGAGUGUGUUGAACGCUUUCUUCCCGUGUUUGAUGCAAAUGCCCAGGAUAGUGAUGGUAAUACAGCUUUACACUGUAGUUUGUUGUCUGAUAAAGACCACUGUCAUGAAGUAGUACAAGCACUGGUUGAGGAGGGAGCUGUUGUUAGAAUCAAGAACAAGAAGCAUCAAACACUUCUCCACUGUGCAGCAAGGAAACAGUGUUUAGAGUGUGUUGAACUGUUUCUUCCAGUGUUUGAUGUAAAUGCCAAGGAUAGUGAUGGUAAUACAGCUUUACACUGUAGUUUGUUGUCAGAUAAGCCCCACUCUCACGAAAUAGUACAAGCACUGGUUGAGAAGGGAGCUGAUGUAACACUCAGGAACAAGAUGGAUCAAAAACCUCUCUACGGUGCAGCAAGGCAACAGUGUCUAGAGUGUGUUGAACGUUUUCUUCCAGUGUUCGAUGUAAAAGCUCAGGAUAGUGAAGAUAAUACAGCUUUACUCUAUUGUUUGUUUUCUGAUGAAGACCACUGUCAUGGAGUAUUACAAGCACUGGUGGAGAAGGGAGCUGAUGUAAGAAUGAAGAACAUGAAGCAUCAAACACUUCUCCACUGUGCAGCAAGGAAUCAGUGUCUAGAGUGUGUUGAACGGUUUCUUCCAGUGUCAGAUGUAAAAGCCCAGGAUAGUGAUGGUAACACAGCUUUACACUGUAGUUUGUUGUCUGAUAAACCCCACUCUCAUGAAGUAAUACAAGCACUGGUUGAGGAGGGAGCUGAUGUAGGAAUCAAGAACAAGAAGCAUCAAACACUUCUCCACUGUGCAGCAAGGAAACAGUGUCUAGAGUGUGUUGAACGUUUUCUUCCAGUGUUUGAUGUAAAUGCCCAGGAUAGUGGUGGUAAUACAGCUUUACACUGGAGUUUGUUGUCUGAUGAAGACCACUGUCAUGAAGUAAUACAAGCACUGAUUGAGAAGGGAGCUGAUGUAACACUCAGGAACAAGAUGGAUCAAACACUUCUUCACUGGGCAGCAUGGCAACAGUGUCAAGAGUGUGUUGAACGUUUUCUUCCCGUGUCAGAUGUAAACGCCCAGGAUAGUGAUGAUGAUACAGCUUUACUCUUUUGUUUGUUGUCUGAUGAAGACCACUGUCAUGAAGUAGUACAAGCACUGGUUGACAUGGUUGAGGAGGGAGCUGAUGUAGGAAUCAAGAACAAGAAGCAUCAAACACCUCUCCACUGUGCAGCAAGGAAACAGUGUAUAGAGUGUGUUGAACAUUUUCUUUCAGUGUCAGAUGUAAAUGCCCAGGAUAGUGAUGGUAAUACAGCUUUACACUGUAGUUUGUUGUCUGAUGAAGACCACUGUCAUGAAGUAGUACAAGCACUGAUUGAGGAGGGAGCUGGUGUUAGAAUCAAGAACAAGAAGCAUCAAACACUUCUCCACUGUGCAGCAAGGAAUCAGUGUAUAGAGUGUGUUGAACGUUUUCUUCCAGUGUCAGAUGUAAAUGCCCAGGAGUGUGAUGGUAAUACAGCUUUACACUGUAGUUUGUUGUCUGAUGAAGACCACUGUCAUGAAGUAGUACAAGCACUGAUUGAGGAGGGAGCUGUUGUUAGAAUCAAGAACAAGAAGCAUCAAACACUUCUCCACUGUGCAGCAAGGAAACAGUGUAUAGAGUGUGUUGAACUGUUUCUUUCAGUGUUUGAUGUAAAUGCCCAGGAUAGUGAUGGUGAUACAGCUUAACACUGUAGUUUGUUGUCUGAUGAAGACCACUGUCAUGAAGUAGUACAAGCACUGGUUGAGAAGGGAGCUGAUGUAGGAAUCAAGAUCAAACACUUCUCCACUGUGCAGCAAGGAAACAUUGUAUGGAGUGUAAUAAUAUGAUUACAUUAUUUCACUUUCUGCUAGAUGUACAUACAAGAUAGACUUUGAUGUAGCAGAGAAGCAAAGUUGGCCUUGAGAAACUUGAGUCAAACUUUCUUGUCCUGAAAUCAACCGACUUGCCUCCAUUUAAGACCCCUUGUGCCUGCAGUCCCAUAAUCAAGGCUAAUACUACCUGAAAACUUAGUGGGAAUGAUGCUUUAAAUACUGAUGUUGAAUGGACAUUUGUUUUUACCCAUUACAAAUACGUGUAUGUUGCACAAACAAUGUAUAGUGAGUCCAUCUUUCAUGCAAGGUAUAAACAUGCUGUGUUUACUGUUUCAUCUUGACAUUGGAACAAAAUGUUUCAUUGAUGGGUAUGACCGACGAUGAAAAUCCAAAUCUGUGAUACAAGUAAAAGUCCAGGAUAUCCUGUCAUAAUAAAGGGACUCAAAAUUGCAUCUUGACCACCAUGUAGCCUGUCUGGACCACCACACCCGCUGUAUGGACCAUCAUACCCCCUGUCUUUUUGCCACUCAUAUCCCCCUGUCUAGACCACCCAUAUCCCCCUGUCUGGAUCACCAUAUCCCCCUGUCUGGAAACCACCCAUAUCCCAGUCUUGACCACCCAUAUCCCCCUUUCUGGACCACCUACAUUCCAAGCCUGGACCACCCAUAUCCCCCUGUCUAGACCACCCAUAUCCUCCUGUCUGGAUCACCAUAUCCCCCUGUCUGGAAACCACCCAUAUCCCAGUCUUGACCACCUACAUUCCUAGCCUGGACCACCCAUAUCGGCCUACCUUUGGAAUACAGUACCACAAACUUUUCAAACACAUGAUCAUACCCUAUGACGUAAUUUGUAGUAUUUUGUUGCCAGUCACACCAGCGAAACAAUGCCCUGUGACGUCAGGGGUCAUCGGGUGUGCAUAAGCUCCCCCCAGUGAUCUAUCAUCUCCACAUGAAAUGCCAUUGAAUACGCCAAGCAGUGUGGAGAGUUUUGAAUAUUUGUUUACUAAAUAUAGCCUGCGGCGGCGCAUUUUAUAGCAAGCGCUAGUUUACGAAAGCACUUUCAUUUUUUAUUUAUUUUUUAUUUCGUUUUUCUCGUAAUUCAA
Haliotis rufescens (red abalone) is the source of this 8237-nucleotide messenger RNA. RefSeq lists its product as uncharacterized. Gene Ontology annotation, molecular function: protein binding. NCBI's taxonomy places the organism in Eukaryota, Metazoa, Mollusca, Gastropoda, Lepetellida, Haliotidae. Gene Ontology annotation, cellular component: ciliary inversin compartment. The coding region runs from base 158 to 7009 and encodes 2283 amino acids. Gene Ontology annotation, biological process: protein localization to ciliary inversin compartment. The transcript is spliced from 6 exons. The record is from RefSeq and is a predicted model, not a curated record.